GCUGAAGGUCAUGGCGCGGUGUGUGACUACUAUGUCUUGCGCGCUAAAAAUGGUAUCUCCCAAAUCCCUCGGUCUGAUAGUUAUCGGUGACGAAAUACUGAAUGGAAAAGCAAAAGAUUCCAAUUCACGACAAGUAUGCCUCACUGCCCCGCUUUUUGGUGUACGACUUCGGAAGAUGCUAUCGCAGAGGAAGUUCGCAACUAUAUGAACCGUUACGACUACGUAAUAACAUCGGGGGGUAUAGGUUCUACUCACGAUGAUGUGACAUAUGAAGGUGUUGCAAAGGCACUAAAUGAAAAGAUUAUCAUUCAUCCAAAGUUCUUACAAACCCUCAGGAGACUAUCAGAACCGAAUAUGAUUUCCUCUUCAGACCCCAUAACCAAACUUGCCAAAAUACCGGAGUCAUCUGAAUUACUAUAUGCAACAGGAAUCCAGAUGGAUAAUGAAGGCUCUUAUCCUAUUGUCAAAGUGAAAAAUAUCUUCAUUUUACCAGGAGUUCCAUGCUUAUUUAAUAUGGCACUAGAGAUAAUUAAGACUCUCUCGAACCUAAGGAAAAGCCAGAUCUACGUAUAAUAUAAGCUGCAGCUCUCACACCGGACUGCAGCGACGUGAUCAUUGGCUUACCACGUAUAUAAUCUGCAAUAAAUCCGGCGGCAAAGGAAUCACCAGCUCCAUUUGUAUCUACCAUUUCUUCGUCUUUCAACUGCUCUACAACAUAUUGAUGAAUGGUAGGGUCAGUAGAAUCCGUAUAUAUUAUGGGAUCUUUCCCUUGUGUUACAAUGACCAAUCGUUUACGCUUUUUUCCAUCAACAAAUGGUAAGUCAGCUAUAUACCUGGCUGCUGCAUGAAUGGUUUUAUCAGUAAGACUGUGAGCAUCUCCAAACGCCGCGGCUUCAGACUCAUUCCCAAUUACCACUCCUGAGUAGGAUAUCAUUUCAUUUACUUCUUUAGUAUUAAACUGAGGUAGGAAAGCAGCACUGAGAUUGAAACAGAACAACGUUCAGGUUUCUACAGUCGAGCUUAAGGCUGUACUAUAAAUUGGCGCUAUUAAUGUGUGGUUCUGUUAUUAUUCA
Molecule: messenger RNA, 1073 nt
Organism: Schistosoma curassoni
Lineage: Eukaryota; Metazoa; Platyhelminthes; Trematoda; Strigeidida; Schistosomatidae
Source: the annotation of a GenBank genome assembly